This is a messenger RNA of Odocoileus virginianus texanus, 1423 nucleotides long. The record is from RefSeq and is a predicted model, not a curated record. Lineage: Eukaryota; Metazoa; Chordata; Mammalia; Artiodactyla; Cervidae.
CGUCGCUGCUCUCAUUUCGCACUCGACACAGCCAGAGCUGGAGGUGGGAACCCAGCGCUGAGAGGCGACGGCCUGAUGGCUUCCUCCGGCAGCUGCACUCGCCUCCCCAGCCCCUGGCCCUGCAAGCCUGAGGCCCCCAGGGACGCAGUCGAACGGAAACGCUGCAGCUGGGGCAGUCCCACAGCUGGCAGGAAGAGGGGGCUCAGUGACCCCCGUCCUGGGACUUGGACAAAUGGAAGGAAAGAGUUGCCUCGGGUUGGGUGCCUCCCUCCUGGGCCUCAGGAAGAGCCAGCCUUGCCUUCCUUCCCUUCCAUCCCCCCACCUCCCGGGGGAGUGGGGGCAGAGUCUUAACACACUCAACCAAUAUUUCUUGAGCCCCUACUCUGGGCUAGGAGUCGUUUAGGUGCUUAAGCCAAAAAGAUCCUUGUUUUCCUGGUAGGAAGAUAGAACGAUAAGCAUGGCACACAGCAGAGCGAUCCCCGUGUUGGGGAGGGGUGGGUGAACAGCGCUGGGCCACAGGGGUGAAUGUCAGGGUAGGCAUCCACGGAGGUGAGGCCUGACUGAAGGCACCCUGAGCCAGGGCAAGCAGGGAGCCGGGGGGCUCUCAGGGGUAUGGUGUGUUCCAGACUGAAGGUGCCGCCAGGGCACCGGCCCCAGGCAGGAGCAGGCUCCUGUGGUGCAGUGGGAGGCAGUGGGGCACGGGUGGCCGGCUGUCGCAGAGCCAGGACAGGCCUUCAUGACUGAGGAAGCACUUGGGCUUUUCAAACUUGCCCAAGAGACAGCCAACCCAAGCAGUGAGCCUCUGCCCGUCUCCCCACAGGACCUGCCCUGCGCCCUAGGGCUCUGGACGCUGCUGGCCCUGCCCGGGGCCCUGGGCUCGGGCGGCAGCGCCAGGGACUCCAACUCCUCAGUCAUCGUUGUCCUGCUGCUGCUGCUUCUGCUGCUGGCCGCUGGCCUGGCACUGGCCUGGCGCCGCCUUAGCCGGGACUCAGGGGGCUACUACCACCCGGCUCGCCUGGGCGCCGCGCUCUGGGGCCGCACUCGCCGCCUGCUCUGGGCCAGCCCGCCAGGCCGCUGGCUCCGGGCCGAGCUGGGCUCACCAGAUGAGGACCCAGAGCAGCAGGAGGACGAGCCGGACGUGGAAGACGACUACGAUCUGGUCAGUGGCCAAAAGGAGCCCAGAUCCCAGGAAGAGGAGCAGCGGGGAGAGGGGCCCAGCCCGCCACAGGCCCCCGAGCCGGCCGGGGCAGCGCGCGACGAUGACGCGGAGGGUGGCCUGGGCCUCGGCUGCCAGGGGCCAGCGGGCUCGGGGGGCAGUGCCGAGGCCCUGCUGAGUGACCUGCACGCCUUCGCUGGGAGCGCAGCCUGGGAUGACAGCUCCCGGGCAGCCGGCGGCCAGGGCCUCCACGUCACCGCGCUGUAG